Messenger RNA from Naegleria lovaniensis, 351 nucleotides. RefSeq lists its product as uncharacterized. Gene Ontology annotation, cellular component: mitochondrial inner membrane. The coding region runs from base 1 to 351 and encodes 116 amino acids. The transcript has 3 exons. Gene Ontology annotation, biological process: pyruvate import into mitochondria. NCBI's taxonomy places the organism in Eukaryota, Heterolobosea, Eutetramitea, Acrasida, Naegleriidae. The record is from RefSeq and is a predicted model, not a curated record.
AUGUUGAAGAAGCUAUUAACACAGUUUUGGAACUCACCAGUAGGACCAAAAACUACUCACUUCUGGGGACCCUUUGCCAAUUGGGGAAUUGUGAUUGCUGCAAUUAUGGAUUAUGAUAGACCUCCGGAAAAGGUAUCGGGCCCAAUGACGUUUGCACUAUGUUGCUACAGUGGAAUAUUCAUGAGAUUUGCAUGGGUGGUAAAGCCAAGGAAUUUACUCAUGCUUUCAAUGCAUGUGGCCAAUGAGGGAGUUCAAGUGUAUCACCUUACUCGGAAAAUUAGAUAUGAAAUGAAAAAGAAGAAUCAGUUGCCACUUCCAGACUCUUCCGACCCUAUAGCUAACGAAAAGUAA